Messenger RNA from Purpureocillium lilacinum, 249 nucleotides. The record is from RefSeq and is a predicted model, not a curated record. Lineage: Eukaryota; Fungi; Ascomycota; Sordariomycetes; Hypocreales; Ophiocordycipitaceae.
AUGAUCCAAGCACUGUCAUUCUCAUCAACCAGGAUGUUAUCGCCUGUUGCGUCCCCGCCAACGAUGUCGGUGUGCACGGCACCAUCAGGAGCUGGGUUCGCAUCGGCUUGUGCGCGGUUAUGGUGUCCGGCAGUGCAAAGUGCAAUGUGGUGGCGGUUUGGUGGCGGGGCACCGCCGGGCGGUCGCACCAUUUACCUCCUCCGCUCCGCUGGAGCCUCUUCAAUGGCCGACCGCGAGCGUAAGCGAUGA